Messenger RNA from Rhincodon typus (whale shark), 967 nucleotides. RefSeq names its product pseudouridylate synthase RPUSD4, mitochondrial-like. Lineage: Eukaryota; Metazoa; Chordata; Chondrichthyes; Orectolobiformes; Rhincodontidae. Gene Ontology annotation, biological process: pseudouridine synthesis. The annotation marks the transcript as partial. Gene Ontology annotation, molecular function: RNA binding; pseudouridine synthase activity. The transcript has 7 exons. The record is from RefSeq and is a predicted model, not a curated record.
GGCGUGUGCAAUCCCUGGCCUGGCAGACGGUGUGUGUGUGGAGAGCAGCGUGUUGACGAUCAUGGCGGCGCGGGCGGCGCUGUUCGGGUGGAGGCUCGGACACCGGCGCGGUCUCCUGCAGCGCGAAGGAUGGGGCCCGCUCCCCACGUUCGGCCCCGGAAUCCGCCGGAGUCUCCAGUCCGGCCGCGAGCGGCCCCGCCCCCAAGAGACGGCGUCGGUAGGUCACCAGCCAUCGACAAGUAGUGGCGCGAGUUCCCAGUCGGUCGAGGAACUCCGUCGCCUGAGCCGACGCCUGCAGAAGGUCCACCCGAACGUUCUCGCCAAGGUGCUCCGGAAGAGUGUCACCACCCACGGGCAAGACCUGCUGGCGGUCGACAAACCCUUCGGGGUUCCCAUGUCUGCUGCCCCUGGCGAGGGUCCCAGCAUCGAGGAGGUGCUGCCUGUCCUGGCCAAGAUGAUGUUCGGGAUGAAAGCGCCACCCCUGCACCUCUGUCACCGGCUGGACAAGGACAGCAGCGGGGCCAUGCUGCUGGCCCGGGACCUAUACACGGCACAGGCUGUGCAGCAUCUCUUCAGACAGCACCGGGUCAUCAAGAAAUACUGGGUUAUAACUGUUGGAGUUCCAGUACCACCUGAAGGAGUUAUUGACAUUCCCAUCAUUGAGAGAGAGGUCAGCAGUCCCAGGAAGCAUUUUAAGAUGGCCCUCGCUCCGUUAUUCCGAGUCGGUGAUGUGGAAGGGACCAUGUUGCGGGUGCGUCAGAGCCGAGCUGCGCACAGCGCUGUCACGCAGUACCGUGUUAUGGAAAGUUGUGGAUCCGCUGCCUUGCUGGAGGUGCAGCCACUGACAGGCGUGAAGCACCAGCUGAGGGUCCAUCUCGCUCUGGCGCUCAGUUGUCCCAUCCUUGGAGACCAUAAAUAUUCCAAAUGGAAUAGCCUCCAACCACAGAAACUUCCGGAAGGCAUGCUG